UCAAAUCCUUUUCUUUGGAGCUACCCAGAACACACCUACCCUCUCUUCCAUAUGACAGCCCUUCAGAGACUCGAAGACAGUGUGUGACUCUCCUGUGAGCUAAGAGCACUGGCUGAGUCAGACAGACUCGAGUGACAAGCCCAGCCUCACUCCCUCUCAGCUGGAAGAGCCAAGAUUUCAUUGAUUUGUGAGCUUCAUCAGGGCCCCUGAUGUCAACACAUUAAAGUCUCCAUCCACCCUGCCCUGUAGCCAUGGCAGAUAUGUCAAUACCAUUACAUUCACUACGAUUCAACAAUAUGACAAGGGAAGAAAACGGUGACCCCCAAAACCGGGGGACAACUUUUUCUAGACCAAUGACAGAGACCAGAGCGGAGCUUCAAAUCCUGCAUUCUCAGUUGCAGUUGCCUAUAGUCUCAUCUUCAGCCUCAGAUCCUGAAGGGACAUCUACACAGCUGAUGACAUCCCCAGUCUUUGACAGCCUGUCCACACCUCUCAUGGGAGCAACACACUCUGGGACAUUGUCCCCACCGCUGUUGUCAGCCUCAGACUCUGGGACACUGUCUCCACUGCUAAUGCCAACCUCAGAUUCGGGAACUCUGUCCCCACUUCUAAUGCCAGUCUCAGACUCUGGAGCACUGUCCCCACUGCUAAUGCCAGCUUCAGAUUCUGGAACAUUGUCUCCAUUGUUGUCUUCAUCAGACUAUGGGUUAAUGUCCCCAGGAAUGAUGACAAUUCCUGACUUUGGGACGAUGUCCACAACACUAAUGGCAGCACCAGAUUCUGCAGAGAUAUCACCAUUGGCGAUGCCGGUUGCAGCCUCUGGAGUGAUAUCUGCACCUAUAAUGAGCACGUCAUCCUCUGGGGCAUCAUUAAUGCUAGGAUCAGAUCCUGGUGAGAUAUCUCCACUCCUCCUUCCAGAUAUGAACCCUGGAAUGGCUUCCACAUCACCAAUGACAGCUCCAGGCUCUGAAGCAAUGUCCCCAUUGCAAAUUACAGAUGAAGACACAGAAGCAAUGUCCAAGGUGCUAAUGACUGCUCUAGCUUCUGGAGAGAUAUCAUCACUGCUAAUGUCAGGCACAGACUCUGAAGUGAUAUCCUCUCUGAUAAUGUCAGCCCUAGCUUCUGGAGAAACGUCAACCCAGGCAACAAUCCCUGAAAACUGUGAAGGAAUACCCACUGUACUCACGACAGGCUCAGACUCUGCGGUCAUGUCUUCACUGCCUAUGCCAGCAUCAGGCUCAGCGGCAAUGUCUACAUCACUGCUGUCAAUCCCAGAUCCUGAAGAAAUGUGCACAUUACCCAAGCUGGCCCCUGAUGCUGAGGCAAUGUCCCCACUGUUAAUGACAGCCCUCACCCCCACAGUGAUUCCCACUCAAUUGAUGUCAGCAUCUGAUUCUGGAGUGAUAUCCCCAGAUAUCACUCAAAAUAUCAACUCUGAGAUCAUGUCUGCUUCACCAAUGAGAGUCCCAGCCACUGGACUGUUGUCCACAGUACCAGUGAGAGCCUCUGAUACAGGGGCAAUGCCCAUACAGCUAAUGAGAGCUCCUGCCUCAGGAACUAUGUCUAUGUCACAAAAGACAGUUCCAGUCUCUGGAUCAAUGUCCACUUCAGUGAUGUCUGCAACAAGCCCUGGAGCAGUGUUCACAGAACAAAUGUCAACCACCGCCUCUGGUUCGAUGUCCACACAUUUAACAAUGGCCAAAACACCCGGAUCAGUGCCCAUAGGCUUUACGAAGGCCACAGCAAAUGGAGCAGUUUCUUUACAGCGAAUGAGAGGUUCAGCUUCAGGAGUGAUGUCCACGCAGCCAGUUAUAGCCUCAGCCUCUGAAAUAAUGUCUGUGUCACAGUCAACAGUCCCAACCUCUGGGUCAGUAUCCGCACAGAAAAUCCGAGCUCCUGUCUCUGGACCAAUGUCUACAUCACAAAUCCGAACCACAGCCACAGGGUUGACAUCUAUACCACAAAUGAGAGCCACAGCCUCUGGAGCAAUGUCUACUCCACUAAUGACAGCCAAAACCUCUGGAUCAGCAUCCACACUUUUAAUGAGAGACACAGGCUCAGGAGUUAUACACAUACCCCAGAUGAGAGCUCCAGGCUCUGAAGCAUUGUCCAAGCCACUAACAACACCCAAAGUUUCUGGAAUGUUCAUGCAGCAAAUGACAACUGCAGCUUCUGGAACAAUGCCCACAUCAGUAAUGAGAGACACAGCUUCUGGAGUUGUGUCCGUACCACAGAUGACAGAUCUAGCUUCAGGAGGCAUGUCCACACUGCUAUUGAGUGCCACAGCUUCUGGAGCAAUGUCUAUAUCACAGAUGACAGCCACCACAUCUGGAGGCAUGACCGUACCUCUAACAAGAGUCCCAGGUCCUGGAGCAACAUCCACAUCACUAACAAGAGGCACAGUCUUGGAGAAGAUGCCUAGCCAGCCAAUAAAUACUCAAGACUCUGGAGGGGAGUCCACACCACUCAUGAGAUCUGUUGCCUUGGGAGGGAUGCAGAUGAGAUCUCAGGGCUCUGGACCAAUGUCGGCACCCCUACCAAGAGCCUCAGACUCAUCAGAGAUGUCCGCAGUCCUCACAAAAAAACCAUCAUCUGGAGAGCAGUCUCUGCUACUAAAGAGACCUCCAGCUUCUGGAGAGAUAGCUCUACCUGCAAGAGCUCCAGUUUAUGGGAUGAUAUCUGCUCCACACAUGACAGCCACAACCUCAGGAAUGAUGCCACCUCUGAAGGGUUCGGUCCCUGCAUCAGAGUCCACAGCACUCCUGAGACCCACAGAUUUUGGAGUGAUGUCCAUACCACCGAUGAGGACCCCAGCUGCUAGAGCAAAGUCCAUACCACAAAUGAUGGCUACAGCUUGUGGAGACAUGUGUCCCCUCCCAGGGCGACCUCCAGUGACCGCAGGGGUUGCUCCCCAACCAGCCAGAGCACCAGUCUCUUCAACCAUGUCUGCACCACUUAGGAGACCCUCUGAUGGAGGUGUGGCCACGGAAUUAGAGAGGGCUCUAUGCCCUGGAAUUAUGCCCACUGCACAACUGGCAGCUAUGAGCUCUGGAGAAAUGUCUAAGCCACUAAUGAGGCCUUCAGCCUCCGGAACCAUGCCAAUGCCUCUAAUGUCACCCAUGACUUCCGGAGAGAUGUCGAUGCCACUGAUGAAAACCAUGCCUUCUGGGACAAUGUCAACUCUACAAACCAAAGUCGCGAGCUCGAGAGCUACGUCCUUGUCACAGCCAACAAAUACAGCUUCUGGGGGGAUAGCUAAUCCUCCACAGAGAGCCCCAGCCCAUGGAGCAGUAUCUACACCACUUAUGAGAGCCUCGGUUUCAGGAAUGAUGUCCGUGCCGCUACUGAGGGCUACGGCCUCAGGAGGGAUAGCCAUGCCACAAGUGACGGCUCCAACCUCGGGAGAAAAGUUCACACCACUAAUGAGGAUGCUGGCCCCUGGAACAAUGUCUACACCACAAACUGCCUUUGGAACGACACCCACUCUGAAUAUCAAAGCCACAGACUUGGGAGAGGAAUCGACCUCUCACAUCAGAAUCACAGCCCCUGGAUCAAAGAGCACACCACACAGGCCUGGCAUAACCCCUGAAAUGAAGAACCCGCCACCAAAGGAAGUGCCAUCCUUUGGUAUGUUGACGCCAGCACUCUGUUACCUCUUAGAAGAGCAAGAAGCAGCCCGGGCCUCAUCCUCUGUGGAGGAAGAUGCAGAGGAGAUUGAUGACGAGAAACAAAUGAAGGGGUUUUUGGAUGACUCUGAGAAAAUGGCGUUUCUGGUGUCUCUUCAUCUGGGGGCAGCAGAGAGAUGGUCCAUCUUGCAGAUGGAAGUCGGAAACCCCCUCUCCAGUGAAAAUAAAUCUUUCUUGAGAAGAUCACAGGGCCUAUAUGACUCCCUGUCUGAGAUAGACAUCUUAAGUGCUGUUCUUUGCCAUCCCAAGCAGGGCCAGAAGUCAGUCAGGCAGUAUGCCACUGACUUCCUGCUGCUGGCCCGACAUUUGUCUUGGUCUGAUUCCAUUCUACGGACCAGGUUUUUGGAAGGACUCUCAGAAGCCGUUACCACCAAAAUGGGCCGUAUUUUCCUGAAGAUGGCCGGCAGCCUAAAGGAGCUGAUAGAUAGGUCUCUGUACACUGAGUGCCAGCUGGCUGAAGAGAAGGAUUCCUCAGGCAACUCGAGCCAAGUUGUGCCAACAUCCUGUAAGCGGAACAAUGAGGAGGCCAUGGAGAAUGACCUGGGCUCUCAGCAGCAGACAGAGGAGCACCAACAUGUUCCCAAACGCUGUUACUACUUGAAAGAACAUGGAGAUCCCCAACAAAGUCUUCAUGAUCACCUUCGACAGAGUGCAGGCCAACCGAAGGCCCCCACCAACAAGUAGUACUCCUUGGAAUCUUAUGUGAUUUCUGACUUGGCUGCUAACUUGAAGACUGGUUCCUGGACCCAUUCCAUCCAGCUAUAUAAUAAACCUUGCUGCCUUCACCCUUCAGCCUUCCCCUCCAGGCACAUCCCACUUUAUCUCCUUUUUGGUUGCCUUGACCUUUUCUUUCACCUACAUGCCUGUGACCUGACCUGACAAUCAGUGUAGACUAUAAGAGUGUAUAGUGUAUGAGUUUCUGAACUAGCAUC
This is a messenger RNA of Acomys russatus (golden spiny mouse), 4618 nucleotides long. RefSeq names its product retrotransposon Gag like 9 (gene Rtl9). NCBI's taxonomy places the organism in Eukaryota, Metazoa, Chordata, Mammalia, Rodentia, Muridae. The record is from RefSeq and is a predicted model, not a curated record.